UCCCGUUAGUGUGAAUGACACGCGCUUUGCUGGAGAGCUGUUUGGUUUGUGACGCACGGGUGACCAUUGAGCUGCGCGAAGUGCUCAGUAUCAGUUCAGUUCAGCUCAGAAACACGUACGCUAGUAAUGUUGGGCUCAGAGGACCACGGAGAGACUCGCAAACGAAACGGUACAGGAAUGAAGCGUCCGCUGAGUCCUGUUGAAGACGGGUUGCUGACUGAACAGACUGGGCAUGAGGGCGUGUUCUCUGAUGGGGUGGAGUUUACAAGACAGGACGCCCCACCUCUAAACUCUCGUCCGAAGCGGGAGCGCAAACACAGGUCAUACACACUCUGUGAAGUGUGCAACAUUCAGCUGAACUCCGCAGCACAAGCACAGAUACACUACAAUGGCAAAACACACCAGAAAAGACUCAAACACAUAAACAACAGCAACACAGGUAUGGCUGCUCAGGGGAGCCCCCUGCUGGCCUCAUUACCGGUGCAGGGUCGCCCGCUGCAGACCCCUCUGGACCUGAAACACUUCCUGCCCUUCCGGCUCAGUGGCUCCUCCCCUCUCAGCCUGUUCCCCAACUUCAACACUAUGGACCCGGUGCAGAAGGCUGUGAUAAACCAUACGUUUGGUGUUCCUCAGUCCCUGAAGAAAAAACAGGUCAUCUCAUGCAAUAUCUGCCACCUGCGCUUCAACUCCACGAAUCAGGCUGAGGCUCAUUAUAAAGGCCAUAAACAUGCUCGUAAGCUGAAGGCAUUAGAGGCUCAGAAGAACAAACAGCAGAGACGACAACUCGACAAUUCGCAUCACAACCGAGACAGAGAGAAGGACCGAGACAGGGACAGGGAGAGAGACAGCAGCAGAGUGAAAACGAGCGCUCUGGAUCCACUUCCUGCCCUGCUGGAUGACACCGCCAUGGAGGAAACUGCUGUCUGUGACUCAGAUCCUGUCGUGAGUGUGGAUGAUGCUCACUCUAGUUCGGUGGUCCUGACACCUAUAUCAGAGGUCUCGUCUGCAGAUCUGUCUGUCUCCUCCCCUCACUUCCAGAACCCGGACGGUCUGCUGGAACCCACCGCCAGCAAGACAGCUGCUCAGCAGGACAACUCUACAGGGGACACACCGGCAGAGAAGGACCCCAAAAAGACCAAACAACAUCUGCAUUGCCCCAUCUGCAAAGUCACAGUCAACUCCACCACUCAGAUGGAUGCUCACAAUAGUGGCACCAAACAUAAACUAAUGAUGGAAGGACAGAGUGUGUUGCCACGACGACGAGGGAAGACACUGUCGUCCCGCCCCUCAUGUAAAAGCAAGCGAUUGGCCAGUAAGGGGAGUGUGGGCGUGGCCAGCAAGAGCUUCAGCUGUGACGUUUGCGAGAUCCAUGUUAACUCUGAGACUCAACUCAGCCAGCACAUGAACAGCCGAAGGCAUAAGGAUAGACUGGCUGGGAAGCCCCCGAAGCCCAAGUUCAACCCUCAUGCCAAGAGUCAGCCUACCUCAGCAGCCUCGCAGGGUGUCAGAUGGAACGGUUAUGCGGGAGGCGCACUGUCUGUAAUGAAGAAAGUUAUCAACCAAUGCAAUCUGUCCACUCUGUCCACACAGACUAAACUGAUUCUACAGAAGCAAUUGACUAAAAAUUUGGCCGCCAGCUUCCUUCCCACCCCCAUAACUCCGCCCACCCUCUGCACAGUCACAGCCAAUCCACUCACACUGCGACACCCGCCGGGCACUACUUUCAUUCAGACGCCCAUCCUCGGCCCUGCCCUCUUUAGGCCAGCGCCCGGACCUCUGAGAGCAACACACACUCCCAUCAUAUUUUCCCCUUAUUGAUCACCUCGAAACAAAGCAAACACGCUCUUACAACAAGGGCGUACAUUCACGUGAUUUAGUCUUACGAUCCGUUCUCAGUACUGACGGUCUCUGUGCAAACUUCGUCCGUGCUCCCGCUCUCCGAGCUGUAUACACUUAAGUAUAUAAACACAAACACACACUCCCAUAGUGUUCCCUGUCCUCCUCAAAAACUGUGACUCUGAGAGAGUCACUCUUGAACUAUGCAGCAAAGGGAGAGAGAGUGUGUGAGAGAGAGAGCAAGACCAUAUAUGGGAAUAUGGGAGGGGCCUCAUUGAUAACACCAGCCCACUAUGCAGAUGAACGCUUUAAUGACAGGACAAGACUGAUAAAGGAGUGAAAGAGCUAUAAGAAGGAUAUUUAGUUUUGCUUUAUGAGAUAUUUAUCAUUAUACAGAUAUUAAUCAGGUUAUUAUUCUAUAAUUUAUUAGAGGAAAGCCAAUUUUAGAGACCUAUAACUGCGUUAGCUGUUUGUUUAGUGAGGAAAUGCAAACAUCCCUUUACUUGAUGCUUUUUUUUAAGUAUUUUAAAUUGUUAUUAGUCUGUUUUCUUGUCGUUCCACAUGGAUAUAUUGCCGUUGGUCUGUGUAUUCGCACACAUUUUGAGUAACCUCAUCUGACCGGCUUUUGUUAUAAACACAAAGCUCAUUGGUCUGUCAGUUUACAGAUGCUAAGGCUUUCUGUCAUGGGUAAUCACAGAAUAACACAGAGUACCAGUCUAAUAUACGAACGUGACAAUUUGGUAGCAAGGCAACACACACACACACACACACA
This is a messenger RNA of Sinocyclocheilus anshuiensis, 2608 nucleotides long. Its product is annotated as zinc finger protein 385D-like. Gene Ontology annotation, molecular function: zinc ion binding; nucleic acid binding. Lineage: Eukaryota; Metazoa; Chordata; Actinopteri; Cypriniformes; Cyprinidae. The transcript is spliced from 10 exons. The record is from RefSeq and is a predicted model, not a curated record. Bases 127 to 1818 code for a protein of 563 amino acids. Gene Ontology annotation, cellular component: nucleus.